AUGAGUUCGAGGCAGAAAAGGAGGCAUAUCGAAAAUUGCAAAGUCUUCAAGGGGAUGUCAGAGUGUCGAUUUAACGGGCAUCCAGCACUCAUCCUUUCGGAUAUUGGUGGAUUCACUCUUCAUCAAAUUGCUCGUAGCGACUUCAAAGCUUCAGCUGAAGACUUGAGGGAACUACUUGCGACGGCGCUCAAAACAUUGUAUAACCACGGUGCUGAGUACUGGGAUCAGAAGCUAGACAAUUUCAUGCUCAGUAGUGGGAAAGUGAUAAUCGUCGACCUCGAACAAAUCCAUUCUCGGGAAGAGCCAGGCCGGUGGGAGGAUAACGUCAACUUCGGCGGCAUAGGCUCUCUCAUGGAGAAUUUUCGUUAUGCCCAGAACCCUUAUCGGGAAGAACCACCAGUUUUAAUCCUACUUCCACCCCCACGUCCGACAAAGCCUAUACAGAUCUGGGAGAUCUGGGAACUUGAUGACACGAGUGAACUGUCUGUUGUUGAUGCUGGAUCUCCUCUGGUUUCUAAUAAUAAUGUAUAA
Molecule: messenger RNA, 531 nt
Organism: Penicillium waksmanii
Lineage: Eukaryota; Fungi; Ascomycota; Eurotiomycetes; Eurotiales; Aspergillaceae
Exons: 1
Coding region: 1-531 (176 amino acids)
Source: RefSeq, a predicted model, not a curated record